This is a messenger RNA of Diprion similis, 2306 nucleotides long. It is a transcript of the gene br, whose product is annotated as broad-complex core protein isoforms 1/2/3/4/5. Gene Ontology annotation, biological process: regulation of transcription by RNA polymerase II. Gene Ontology annotation, cellular component: nucleus. NCBI's taxonomy places the organism in Eukaryota, Metazoa, Arthropoda, Insecta, Hymenoptera, Diprionidae. The record is from RefSeq and is a predicted model, not a curated record. Gene Ontology annotation, molecular function: protein binding. The coding region runs from base 452 to 2254 and encodes 600 amino acids. The transcript has 6 exons.
AAGGAGAAGAAAAAAGUUGUAAAAAAAAACGUUGAGAAUAAGUAAAGGGAGACAAAAAGAACCGCCAACUAAAUUCGGCGAUGGGCGGACGACUGCAGGAAUUCCGAGUGCUCGUUAGACGGCCGCAGACGCUGCAUAGCGACGCCUAGAGGAGACUAGAGAAACGCGAUAAAAAAUAAGACCAACAAGAGCAAGAGUAUAAGGAGAAGAAGAGGAUUUGUCAUAUCGCUUUUCGUUAGCUGGAGACGAGAGUGAGAGGAGAGAGAGAGAGAGAGGAGCAAAGACCGAGAGGCGAAGAGCGGGAGACUUAAACGACUCAAUAGCUGCACGGGAGCGCCUGGAACGGCACCGAAACGCAAGGACGCAGCGCGGGGCACCAACGGCAGCAGGAGCAGAGAGCACGUUGCCUCUUUUCAUCUACAAGCAUCGCACAAGGUGAACAGUCAGAACGAUGGUAGAUACGCAACACUUUUGCCUGCGAUGGAACAACUACCAGAGCAGCAUAACGUCAGCAUUUGAAAAUCUGCGAGACGAUGAAGACUUCGUCGACGUCACAUUGGCCUGCGACGGCAAGAGUCUCAAGGCGCAUCGCGUCGUACUCUCAGCCUGCAGCCCGUACUUCAGAGAGUUGCUCAAGAGUACGCCGUGCAAGCACCCGGUGAUAGUGCUCCAGGAUGUCGCGUUUAGCGAUCUGCACGCCCUCGUCGAGUUCAUUUACCACGGCGAAGUUAACGUCCAUCAACGAUCGUUGAGCAGCUUUCUCAAGACUGCCGAGGUCCUCAGGGUAUCUGGUCUAACGCAGCAAGCCGAUCAGACCGAUAGGGAUGAGCUAUCACACGUCAGAGCGCUGGCAGCUGGCAACCAUCUCCCCACACAUGAAAAAUUGCCAGAAGAGAAUUUUUUACGUGGAAAUUCUUCCCCGCCAUCAGCAGCAACGAUGCCAAUACCAACAAGUAUGCAGCAACAGAUAUUUCAUAGAUCGCAGGUCCGCAAGAGCGAAGCUCAUCCCUACGACACGCACAAUGAGAAAAUUAAAAGACCCAGACUGCCGUCGCCUCCUCUGAACAACAACGACGCAAUACCGACAGACUUUUCUAUGAUAAAAAGCAACCACUUAUCGAGUAAAAUUGAGGGUAACGGAUUGAACGAAGACAGCAGUCAUAUAGAGGAAAAUAUCAAGUGCGAACCCCUUGAAUUGACGGGGGGCAACGGAGGUGGAAACGGUGGCAAUCACGACGACUCCUCAAAUUCCGAGGCUGCGGCGUCUGAUCGACCGCCGGCGUCAGCGAGCAGCAACGAACACGACCCUGAACCCGAACAUCCACCGCCAAGCUUCCUUCCAGCGGAGAGUAAACUUUUCACCUCAACGCCUGGUACCUACAAUUUCAGCAUGUCUGCGCUAACCACAGAUCAUUCACCCUUAUCAGUAAAAUUUCCAGGCCUCGGACACGGGCUUCAAACACCGGAUCUGGCUGGAACUUCACAAGACCGGGAGGUCGCUGAGGAGGACGGGGGUUGGCAGUCCGCCGGGGGUGGUGGAACGAUCGCAACCGGCUGCAAGAACGAUGCUCGGCAGCAGCAACUGCGGAAGUCGGUGGACGGGGAGGCGAUCGAAGUUUCCGGUCCGCGUAGCCCCGUGCGGGUGGAAAAUAGUUGUCAACAUCUCGGCGAAAACCGCGGGGGGUCAUCGACGCCCGAUCAAUUUCCGAUGAUCGAUCUGCUAGACGCGGACAUCGACGAUCGGAUGCAAAUCGUAUUUAAGACCGAACCGAUAUCGCCGAAAAUCGAGACCGUCGAGGACCUCGAGUCCUGCCUUUUACUUCGGCAGGACGACGGAGGUCGCGAAACCGGAAAUCUCGGGGAUCCCGGACAUCCGGAAUCGGAACGGAACGGAAACGCGGCGGUAACGAGCUUCCCUCAUAAUCGAAACGAUCUGCAAUCCGUUCAACCGCUUCCUAGUCUUCACGAGAUCAGACGAAGGCCUCUGACGAUCGAGUCUGACGUUAUUUCUAACGGUCGACCCGUCGGUGCUGCUACUUACUGCACGUUUUGUCAAAAAACAUUUUCACGCGCUUGGUCUCUGCAGAGGCAUCUCGCCGAUACACAUUUUUACGUGCCUCAAUCGUUGGCCUGCGAUCAGUGCGGCAGGAGUUACAAAUCUAGGAAUAGUCUUGUUAGUCACAAGUCACAGUAUCACGCGAAACGCGAACGCAAGGAUAUUCAGGAUUCGGUUCACUGCGAAAUGUCGUACUGACGAUCCUUAUUCGUCAAAGAAUCUCGACGAGAUUAUUAUACUCUUGAAUCUU